UGUGCUUGAAAAGAAAAUAGAAAACACAAGAAAAUUAUGUGCCGCAAUAUUUGGAAAAACUAAGAAUUAAAAUUCAACUACGGUUUGUUUAUAAAAAAUUACCAAAAUUGUCGGCGCUGAUGUAACCGAGAAAGUGUGCUUUAAUAUUCUUGGUGAAAUUGCGAUAUAAGAGAAUAUAGAAAUAUUUUAGAAUAAAUAAAAUAUAUCAGGCAAUAACUGCGAAUACAUACGAAAAAUAUGCUGAAAUUGAAUUUAACUCGAGCGACAUUGUUCAGGAAACUACGAUCGCAGGUGACUUUCUUGAGCACUAGCCAAAUAUUACAGGAUAUUCAACCCUUAAGUAAAGAUAAGGUAAAUUUGGCAACGCCGGUAGUUGUAACACAGCCGGAACGUAAAUUCAAAGAAGGUCAGGAGUAUUACGGCUUUGAGUGUGUGCGUUGCGAGCAUGUGCCUGAAUUCGGUAUAAUGUCUUACACGUUUCGCCAUUUAGGCACGAAAACAGAACUGUGGUAUUUAGAUCGCAAAGAUCUAAACAACGUAUUUUCUGUGAACUUUCGUACUACGCCAUUCGACUCAACAGGAUUGCCUCACAUAUUAGAGCACAGCGUACUUUGUGGUUCUGAAAAGUAUCCAGUCAGAGAUCCUUUUUUCAAAAUGCUUAAUCGUUCGGUAGCCACAUUCAUGAAUGCCAUGACCGGCCCUGAUUAUACCAUGUAUCCCUUUUCGUCGAUGAAUGAGAUUGAUUUUCGGAAUCUUCAAAAAAUAUAUUUGGAUGCUGUUUUUAGGCCUCAAUUAGCGUAUUUGGAUUUCUUGCAAGAGGGAUGGCGAUUAGAGCAUUCGAAUUUACACGAUCGUAAAUCCGAAUAUGUAAUCAAGGGUGUGGUAUAUAAUGAAAUGAAGGGAGCUUUCUCCGAAAAUGCUUCAGUUUUCGGUCAGAACCUGUUGAAUAAUUUAUUACCUGAUCACACCUACGGUUAUGUAUCGGGCGGUAACCCUUUAGAGAUACCAAAAUUGACACAUAAUAAUCUGAUAGAAUUUCAUCGAAAAUAUUAUCAUCCUAGCAAUGCGCGUAUCUACACUUACGGAGCAUUUGACUUGAAUAAAACAUUAGAAUACGUUCACAAGGAAUAUUUAAGUAAAUACCUGCAUAUCGACAAUGCAUAUAGUCGUAUACCAAAUCAGCCUCGAUGGGAAAAUCCUCGCAAUGUACACAUUUCUAGCCGUUUUGACAACAUGGGAGCUCCAUUUGAGAAACAGAAUCAGAUUGCAAUUGCCUUACUUAUGUCAGAUGUCACCAACAUACGCGAAACGUUUGUGCUGUAUGUUCUGUCGGAGCUAUUGGUGCGAGGACCCAAUUCGACGUUUUAUCGUAAUCUCAUUGAACCAAACUUUUCUGGCGGCUAUAAUCAAACCACCGGAUUCGAUCCACAAGUGAAAGAUACUUUUUUUUGUGUAGGUUUACAAGAUUUGAGAGUAGACGAUUUUGGAAAGGUGCAGAAAAUUUAUGACGCAACUAUUAGUGAGGUAAUGGAAAGAGGCUUCGAUGAGAAGCAUAUUGAAAGCGUUCUGCAUAAUAUAGAAUUAUCCCUAAAACAUCAGAGUCCUCAAUUUGGUUUGGGGUUAUUAUUUAACUCAACACCAUUGUGGAAUCAUGAAGGCGAUGUCGUCGAAAAUUUAAAGGUAUCUAAAAUGAUAUCUAAUUUCCGCGCGCAAUUAGAGGAAGAUCCGAAAUUUUUGCAAAGGAAAGUUGAAGAGUAUUUUGCGAAUAAUACACACAGGUUGACACUGACGAUGUCGCCGGAUGAUAUGUACGAAGAUAAUUUCAAAGCAGCAGAACUGAAUUUACUGAAACAAAAGGUCAUAUCAUUAGAUCCUGCGAAAUGCACUGAAAUAUAUGAAAAUGGCUUAAAACUAGAAGAAGCUCAAAAGGCUGAACCUAAUGUUGAGAUAUUGCCCUGUCUACGUUUAAACGAUGUAAAAGAUUCAUUAAAAUUACCACCUUUGAAUGUAUUAAAAAUAAGUGAAGUGCCCACACAAAUGUGUAAUGUUCACACAAACGAAAUUUCCUAUUUCAAAUGCUAUUUUGAUGCUACUUGUUUAAAACAAGAGGAAGUCCUCUUGAUACCAUUGUUUUGCAACGUUAUUAACGAUAUGGGCACCGAGAGCUACCACUACAGGGAAUUUGAUAAACUUGUCUUAUCAAAAACUGCUGGAAUUGAAUUUAAAUUGCAUUUUGCUGAAAAUAUUUACGAUAACAAAAGCUACAACUUAGGAAUUUUGAUGACUACUCAUGCGUUAGACAAAAAUGUGCGAGAAAUGUUCAGAUUGUGCAAAGAACUGUUAAUGAACUUCAAAUUGGAUGAUAAGGAAAGAGCAAAAAUGCUUAUAGAUAAUUACAUAUCUGGUAUUUCAGUGGGAAUAGCUAAUUCGGGUCACAUGUAUGCUAUGCAAUCUUGUGCGGGCCUUAUUACCGAUUCCGCAAAACUAAAAUCGAUGUUAGCCGGCGUGGAACACAUAGAAUAUAUGAAACAAUAUGUCCGCGAUCAUAGUUGCGCGGAGAUAAUGAAAAGGAUGGAAAUUUUGGGAAGAAAAUUGUUCAGUAAGAUGGUUAUGCGCACCGCGGUUAAUACUUCUGAGCAAUUUUAUCCAUCAUUUAUAAAAUAUUACGAGGAGUUUUUGUCGGACAUACCGAAACAAAUUGUGAAUAAGGUAGAGACUAAGGUUAAUUUGUUGGAACCAAGCUGCCAGCAUUUUGUGAUGAAUGUACCCGUCAAUUAUUGCGCCAAAACUAUAUUAACUGUUCCGUAUACUAAUCGAGAUCAUCCAGCUUUAAGGGUGCUAGCUAAAUUUAUAUCUGCCAAGUAUUUGCUGCCCGUAGUACGAGAGCAAAACGGCGCCUACGGUGCUGGCGCUAAAAUUGGUUCAGAUGGUAUAUUUAGUUUCUACAGUUACCGCGACCCUAACGCGAUAAAGACAUUACAAGCCUUUGAUGAAGUUUAUAAAUGGUUGCAGGAUAACGAUAGCAUACUAACAGAACAAACCUUAUUUGAAGCGAAAUUGGGUGUAUUGCAACAAUUGGAUGCUCCGAUUGCUCCUGGUAAUCUCGGUAUUGAUUUCUUCUUAUAUGGUGUGUCUCAAGAAAUGUUCUUCAAAUAUCGUACGCGUAUGCUUUCCCUAAAUUUAAUUGAACUUAGGCAGGUCAUUAACAAAUACUUUAAAAAUUCUCCAUUGCAUUACGGCAAAUGCAUUCUAGGACCGGAAAAUAAACAAUUGGAAGAGCAAACAAAACUCGCAUGGAAUAUUAUUAAUUAAAGGACAUUACGAAGUUCUGUUACUUUAUCAUGAUUUUUUUGUACAUUAUACGAGUCCGCGCAUUAUUUUAACUUUGUCUUCUUUUUUUAUAUGAUUUUUAUUGAAAAAUGUUGUUAUAUUUAUGAGUAUAAAUAUGUUGUUAAAAAUGAGAAAAAAAGAGAAAGAGUAAUCCGCCUGCUACACGUUUGUGCACAAACACACAGAUAUUCUCCUUUUUGUUUUCUUUUUAAAUUGAAGAAUUCUACAACCGCUUAUGCAAAUUUUUUGCAUGCGCCUAAUGUUGAUAUAAGGUAGCUGAGUCACGUUUUGAGGGAAUAAAACGAGAUUAAUAUUUAGAUUUCGAUUAUUCCGUACAAUUUAAAAAUAAAAAGCGAAGAAGAAAAUUGCACGCCUCGUUGACAAAUGCUCUAAUAUAACAUAAACGGCAAAAAGUAAAUCUUUUCAAUAAACUGUAAAGGAAAAAAUGGAAAAUUCCUAAUUUCAAAUUAUUUUAUGAGAUUUUAG
This is a messenger RNA of Glossina fuscipes, 3816 nucleotides long. RefSeq names its product presequence protease, mitochondrial. The record is from RefSeq and is a predicted model, not a curated record. Gene Ontology annotation, cellular component: mitochondrial matrix. Lineage: Eukaryota; Metazoa; Arthropoda; Insecta; Diptera; Glossinidae. Bases 238 to 3312 code for a protein of 1024 amino acids. The transcript is spliced from 3 exons. Gene Ontology annotation, biological process: protein processing. Gene Ontology annotation, molecular function: metal ion binding.